Molecule: messenger RNA, 1675 nt
Organism: Trichobilharzia szidati
Lineage: Eukaryota; Metazoa; Platyhelminthes; Trematoda; Strigeidida; Schistosomatidae
Source: the annotation of a GenBank genome assembly
AUAUAAGUAUAAAACUUGGGCACUCUGAUAGAGUAUUACUCCAUCAUAGGUAAGAUUUUAUUUGGAUUAAUCACCGUGUUAUACAGUAAUAUUAACUGAUAACAGUUAAUAUGCAGUGUGGCAACUCGAACUGCUGCACAUCAGUGCAAAGUUCUACUUUGAAAGCAGUCCUUCAGACAGUGCUCAGUGUCAUUUCUCAGAUUAUUAUUAUUAUCAGGUUAAUAGUAGGUGUUUUCUUUUGGAUAGUGUUACUGUUUUGCAUUUUUUGUAUUGAUUUCUUGUUUUUGUGCGUGUCUUAUGAUUCUGUACUUUAAUGGCAGUUUGCUCUGUGCAUCAACCUAAAGCUAGGAUUGUAUCUAAUGAUGUCGGAUGCUCAACCUGAAACUGAGUCACACUCAAACGUUUAGCUAACCGGGUUACUGUAAUGGUCUUCACAGGAUAGUUGCCACCUGUAUCGUACAAUUAAUUGCACUCGACCAAUAAGAAUAAAACUUGUGCACUGUGGUAGAGUGUAAUUCCAUUAUGUAUUUAUUUACUGUAUAACACUGUGAGACUUUAUCAAAAUAAAUUUUACGCAUAAUGAAAUUCACUCGACCUACUUGACGAAUUAAUUGUAGAUGCCUAAUACUUAAAGUUUGUAUUCUUUGAAUUAUUUAUCUUAAUAUAUACUCAAGAGUGAUUCAUCUUUAUUCACCUUUUCAGAUAAUUUAUGACGCGCCACUCUAAAAACUGUACUGCUCAUACUGUUUAUACAUAUUACGAGAGGAAAAAUGAUGCUCGCAGAUCAGGCUUUGGUACACAGGAAAUCCGUUUGGGAAAGGAUUCAGUGAAAGCUCUUGAUUGUUGCUGUCUUUCUCUGCAGCCAGCAAAAGAUCCUGUGGUUACAACUGAUGGAUUCCUUUAUGACCGAGCAGUUAUCUUGGAAUAUAUUGUUAGUCAGAAAGCUGAGAUACAACGAAAAAUUAAACUGUAUGAAAAACAGAAAGCUCGUCUAGAUGCUGAGGCUAAAUUGUUCAUCAAGGCCGAAAAAGAAGAAGUAGCCCGACGCUUUUUAUCACUGAAUACUUUAGACACUCAUUCACAAGCGUCUGCACAAGCAGCUGAAGCAGAGGCUCUCGCCUCCCUAUCCCAUAAACGCAGUGGUGUGGCUGAAAAGAGUUCCUGUUUUUGGGCUCCCGCUGGCACAUCAGAUCAGAAGUUUGACAAGGAACUUAUGAGUGAACCUGACAAAAUUGUACGCUGUCCGAUGAGCGGCAAACCACUGAAGUACAAAGAUCUAGUCGGUGUAAAGUUCACCAACUUUGAAGAUGAUUCUGAAGUCAUGGGGUUCAGUCAGGCUAAACCAACGAACCGCGAAGUUAAAUAUUGUUGUGCAGUUUCCAAAGAUCCACUUACAAACGCAACUGUUUGUGUUGUUCUUAAGACUUCUGGUGCGGUUGUCACUAAAGAAGUCGUGGAUACUGUGAUAAAAAAAGAGAUGAUUGACCCGAUUAGUGGGAAAAAAAUGAAGACGGAUGACUUCAUCGAACUGCAAAGGGGGUCCCUUGGUUUUGCUGAUGAGAGAACAUUAUUAACUGCUAAACGUGUCAGGCCUUCUAUGCAAACUUGAGACUUUCAUUUCCCUGUACAUUAUUUAAGCUCACUUGUUUGUACAAAUAAAUUGGAAUAUUCCCCA